Molecule: messenger RNA, 3984 nt
Organism: Puntigrus tetrazona (Sumatra barb)
Lineage: Eukaryota; Metazoa; Chordata; Actinopteri; Cypriniformes; Cyprinidae
Gene: sacm1la
Product: SAC1 like phosphatidylinositide phosphatase a
Exons: 17
Coding region: 487-1917 (476 amino acids)
Biological process (GO): phosphatidylinositol dephosphorylation
Cellular component (GO): endoplasmic reticulum
Molecular function (GO): phosphatidylinositol-4-phosphate phosphatase activity
Source: RefSeq, a predicted model, not a curated record
AAGUCCCUAACCUCAACUUUCAGUUUAUUGCUGAUGUUUGUGACACCUUGAGUAGAAAGUGGGCUAGAAAUGUCAUUCGUUGUUUGAUCAGUUGCCCAGUGCGUCUCUAAAUCAAUACUGAAAGGUUUCCUUCUCUGAAGUUUUUGCCUCUCUCAGUUUUCCAUUUACAGUUUACUCAGAAGUGCUGUAAGAACAACGCAGCAGAUUCACCCUCGGCUUGUAAAAUUGGGUGUACUCAUACAGUAAAUUUUUCAUUUGAGCCCACGCUCCAAGCGCAGUGAUAUCUCAUUACAGUGUUGUAUACUUGCUGCAUUAUUUAGCGAGGAUAAGACUUCGGCUGAAAUGGCCUUGGAUGCAGCCCGUGAGUAGGCCAGUAUUGGACACAGGAAGUGUUUUGAGUUGAAACAAGUACAUGGGAGGCUUGACUGCAAACAACUAGAUCAUUGAAGCACUCCAGACUUCUCUACUCUUGUCAGAAGUUUCAAUAUGCAGGACAACAAGACGUUUCUGUCAAUGCUCAGCAAUGUCCUCAACACAGACGGUUUCUACUUCUGCACGGACUACGACCUGACCCACACCCAGCAGCGUCUGUCCAACACGAGCCCGGACUUCCAGGAGAUGAGCCUGCUGGAGAGGGCAGACCAGAGAUUUGUGUGGAAUGGAAACCUUUUAAGAGAAAUAACCGCACAGCCCGAGCUCCAUAAAUUUGCAUUUCCUGUCAUCCACGGAUUUAUUGUGAUGAAGCCUUGCUGCAUCAAUGGGAAGGUGUUUGAGUGGAUCCUCAUCUCGAGACGGAGCUGUUUCAGAGCGGGGGUCCGAUACUAUGUCAGAGGCAUUGACUCUGAAGGCCAUGCUGCUAACUUCGUUGAGACUGAACAGAUAGUCCAGUACAGUAAUGCCCGGGCGUCCUUUGUGCAGACUCGAGGCUCCAUGCCCUUUUUCUGGUCUCAAAGACCCAACCUGAGGUACAAACCCAAGCCACAGAUAAGCGCUGACACCAAUCACAUGGAUGGAUUCAGGAGGCAUUUUGAGACGCAGGUUCUCAUUUAUGGCAAACAGGUUAUUCUAAAUCUGGUUAAUCAGAAAGGAUCUGAACUGCCUCUUGAGCAGGCCUUCGCCAAAAUGGUCAAUGGCAUGGAGAACGGAUUUAUCAAGUACAUCGCCUUCGACUUUCACAAGGAAUGCAGUAAGAUGAGAUGGCAUCGCCUCCAGAUUCUUGUCGAUGGUGUUUCUGACAUGCAAGAUGAGUUUGGGUAUUUCAUGGUGAGCUCAGACGGCAAGGUGACAUCCGAGCAGUCUGGAACCUUUCGCAGUAACUGUAUGGACUGUCUGGACCGUACCAACGUCAUUCAGAGCCUGCUGGCCAGACGCUCCCUACAGAGCCAGCUACAGAGAAUGGGUGUCCUCCACGUAGGCCAGAAAAUUGAGGAACAGGCUGAUUUUGAGAAGAUUUAUAAGAACGCGUGGGCAGACAACGCCAAUGCUUGUGCUAAACAGUACGCAGGAACUGGGGCACUGAAAACCGACUUCACCAGAACCGGGAAGAGGACUCACUGGGGAUUGGUAAUGGACGGCUGGAACUCGAUGAUCCGUUACUACAAGAACAAUUUCUCAGACGGGUUCAGACAAGACUCCAUCGAUCUCUUCCUCGGAAACUAUACGGUAGAUGAAACCGAUGGCUUGACGCCUCUGCACAUGCAGAAGGACUGGAAGUUCCUCUUGCUUCCUGUUAUUAUGGUGGUGGCCUUCUCCAUGUGCAUCAUUUGUCUCCUAAUGGCUGGUGACACUUGGACGGAGACCCUGGCUUACGUGUUGUUCUGGGGAAUGGCCAGUGCUCUUACGGCUGCUUUCAUCGUGUUCAAUGGACGGGAGUUUGUAGACGCACCCAAACUGGUUCAAAAGGAGAAGAUGGAUUGAAUAUCAAGUCCUCCUUCCCUAUGUUCUCUCUGUUUCCUCUUUAUUUUCCUCCAGUACUGUCCUCCUCUCCACACUGUCCUUAAACUUAAGCAAAGCAAGCAUCCCUGUUUCCUGCUCCCAAAGAGGGAGCAUAUUACCAUAUCGUUUCACAUCAGUCGCUACAAAUGUCCUACAAAUGUCCUUUGAAUCAUGGGACACGGUGUCCAAACUUCUCAAAAUUCCCUUAACAGUAAUACUUGCAUCAUAGAAUUGCACAAAAUCCCCACUCUGUAAGUGCUUACUUUACCGCUACUGUUUGGCAAUCGAUCUAAAUCGACCCGUUGUGAAAUCAGAGCAAUUGUGUUGGCUCUAGAGCUUCUGCUUCAUGAUAUUGGACACCAGGCGUGCGCCCAUGGGCCCAGUCUAUGGGCUGACAGAUCAAUGGAGGUCUAUUGUAAUUAGAUUGUUGCACAAGAGAACAUUACAUGAUAUUUCAGUGGCUCACCCCUUGGUUACUUCCAUUUCUGUCCUCUCAAAUCUGUGCUGAAAUCAGCCUUAUGCCUCAGUUUUAUUUUCAGUUGUUCUUUGCAGUGGCAGUUUGGGUUUUAAUGUGGUUUCCUUUUGUUCUGCCAGCAUAUUUAUGGGUUUGUGUCUCUCGUAAAUGAUCAAAUUAGACAGCUGUGGGACGCACUGGGGGAGAGAGAGUGGUAUUAAGCACUGUUUCUUUAUGAGUUUACAGAAAAAUAUGAGCUGCACUUUUCCUGCGUAACUUCUUUAUGUCUCUUCGAAGACCAAUGAACACUAACAGAUACGGCACGCAUAAAGUCGCCCUGUAAUGGCUCUUCGACUGCACAUCUCUUCAACGUUACCAAUUCAGUGGCAGUUCAUUAGACGCAAAUAGACUAGUAUCAGAAUAGCUGUCAAAUUGACUCGCGCUUUUAAUUGAAUUCCCUUAAACUGUACUGACAAUUCAGAAGGCAUUAGCUUUUAACUAAAUUAUUUAGACAAGUGGCUUUCAAGUACGCCGUAUAGCAGAAAAAAAAUGUCAGUUUUAUUGAUGUUCACUUGCAUGAUGGUGCGUUUCAAAAGGCCUUACCUCUACCCCGCCGGUUUCCUUUCGUUUUGACACAUUUAGCAAGGUGUUUUUGGGAUCGGGAGGGGACGCUGAUGGAUAAAUUGCUUUUAGGACUUCCUUUUGAACGCGUUAGUACUUUUAGAACUGAAUGCUCAUCGGUUUGGUUUAAUGCUGACGAAGAAUGUAGCUUUCGAUGCCUUUAUACGCGGGUGUUUUGUAGUCCUCUGCAAAGCUACAGUGGUAACAGUCAUUGCAACAGGCGAUUGCAAAUGAAAGUUUCAUCAAAUUCAUAUUUUAUUGAUUCUCUUUGUGUGCAAAGAACACCUUGGAAUUAAAAGGAACGGACGUAAACAGAACACUGAUAACUAAAUCCUGUACGUUUGAUGUUUACCUGUAUAAAUCUGAUGUGUAAACUGUACAUUGGGAAGAAAUGAAGAAUUUAUAAAUAUAUAUACGAGUGUGUUAUUGUAAUCAUGUACUGUACAGUGUAGUUUACAACAACAUAGCUUUAGCACUUUCUGGUUGAAUUAUUGAUCAAUCAAAGUGAUGUUACUGAUCACAUUCUUCCAUCACAGGGCUUGAUGAAUAUGGCUUUCAUUAACCCUAGGUUAUGAACUGCAUCGUAUUUCCAGGGUGCAUUUGGGUUGAAGUGUGUUAAAUGACAUGUCAUCAAUAUUAAUUGUGUUUUUGGACUUGAUCCUGACGGUGUUUUAAAACCUUCUCUCGUCUUGUUUGAUUAAGAGCCUCAAGAUUACAGCUGCAUUUCUGAUUACCGCGCUCGUUCAGAAGUAUUCAGCACUCGCCCGUGAUUUCAAGGGAAUAGUUUGUGAAACAUCAGUUGUCUUUAGUGGUCUACCAGUCCUUUAUCAGUCUGAAUGAAAACCGCACUGCAAUCUCGGUAUUGUUUGGUUUUGAUCAUUGAGGUGUCAUUUAAUACUAUUUAAAAGACAUUUCAACCACUGUAACCCAUGGUUUCUUAAUGAAAUCGUGUUUAAUAAAUUCUACCAAUAAAA